Messenger RNA from Phytophthora nicotianae INRA-310, 396 nucleotides. RefSeq lists its product as hypothetical. Lineage: Eukaryota; Oomycota; Peronosporomycetes; Peronosporales; Peronosporaceae. The record is from RefSeq and is a predicted model, not a curated record. The transcript has a single exon. The coding region runs from base 1 to 396 and encodes 131 amino acids.
AUGUACGCUGUACACGUGACACUCGUCAAGGCUGUGGACUUGCCGUCCGCCGACUUCAACGGCAAGAGCGACCCGUACGUGGUUUUCCAGCUGGCCAACACGACGCACAAGAGCUCCAUGAUCCCUGCCAACCUCAACCCGGAAUGGAACCCCGAAGAGACUUUCGCCUUCAUCGCCGACGACCCCAGCACCGCCGUGCUGGAGGUGAACGUGUUCGACCACGACCGCAUCUCCAAGGACGACAAGAUCGGUUUCUGCCACGUGCCACUCGCCUCUCUCGUGGACAAACCCGAGUCCGAGGUGCUCAUGUACGAGCUGGAGUUGCCCGCGGCUUUCGCCAAGCAGAAGCGUAAAAGCGCCAUUAUGCUCGAGAUCAAGCUGGAAAAGGAGGACUAG